AUGUUUUCGUGGAGAGCUACUUCUAGUCCAUCUUCAAGCCGAAUUUUUACAGGCCCCAAGUUAUGCGAAGAGGUGACGUGUCUCCUUUAAUUUCUAAUUUUUUACAGGUCCAAAAUAGUCCCCGUGGCACUACAGCAGUUCCCAAACCGGAGAUGAAUAAGCCAUGUGCCAAUGGAUCGGUACAUUGCAAUUUGUCACACUGAAUGUUUUAGACUAGCAUUUCUAGCCUCUCUCAAACCAUAGCUUCUCUGAAACAUCAUAUAAACGAUAACAAAUUUGACGAUGCAUUUAACCUGUGCAUUGGCACGCUGAAUACCACUCGACACAUAGACAGGGCCACAUUCUUUAACUCUGCACUGGAUUUGCUUGCAGUAAGUUACAACUACAUCCCCCCAUAUUUCCAGCGCGUUUCAAAUUCCUCUUCACAGGUUAGCUGGCACGACGACAGAGAGUUCCUUCGUUGUGUUGCAUUAAUGGAGCUGCCCCGUCUGACUGCCCACACGGCUUGUAUAACUGACCUCUGCACAAACCUCCUACAGCUCGACCGUCAGUUGUCGUUGUUUAAGGAAACUGAAGGCUCAUUCGAGGAGCACCUAAGUGGAUUUAUGCGGAUCCGACUUCUCUUCUACAUCGGAGUUUUCCUUCUUCGCGUUUAUAAAAAGGUAAUUUUGAGUGGGUUCGGGAGAUCCUUCCCUUGCCAUAUCUUGCUGACAAUUAUUACUGUUUCUUGCUGGUUAUUUACAGCGUGCGCCUGAAAUUGUCCUGCCACUACCAGGACGUUCUAUACGAUCAUAGUUCAAGUUUCACUUCACUGAGUGGUCGGAAGCAGACUUCUCUUAUUUCCUCUAACUAUGCCCGCCUAACGAAGUAUUUUCUGAUGUCAACUGAAGUAGAACUAGAAAAUGUUUCGGGCUUCAUACUGAACUACUUAUCUCCGUAUAGUGCAAUUGCCUGUGCGUCUAUGUAUUCAAAUGCAUAAUCAGAUUCUUUGCCCCAAAGCGAGUAACAUCGGUUUACCCAACGCCUUUGCUUCGAACUCGUGCUCUUUCCCAACUUUCAGAAGAGGAGUGACCGCUUCCGGGAUGCAUCCUUUGCCUACUUCCGUCUAUGUGCCGUGGAGAGAGUUCAACCGAUUAAAAACGCACGUCUCCUGAACGAACACUUCUGGGAUUAUACUUACACCGAAAGCCUUAACCUGCAACUUCAAGCAGCGAGCAUUUCUCAGAGUUCAGUACAGCUGCUGAGUUCCGCCCAAAAUUUUGAUAAAAGCUCUAACACUCCCGGCGAAAAGUCCUUGCCGCUGUGGAAAGCCGUGAUGCCCUCCGCGCUUGCCGAAUGCAACCUUGAGAACACAGAAAAACCAUUUAGCUAUGUUUUGGACGGCAGUUUCGUGGAUAAAGCGAUGCACGAACAGUCUGUGCAACAGGAGUACGUCGAAGGACUUUUUAAAGGUUUGUUCUUUUUCCGUCAAUACUCGUCUGCCUUAAUUGUUUUGCAAGGUCCUCCAGUACUAACAUACUGUGUUUAUCUCCUCAACUAGCCUGUCAAUCAUCAUGCAGACCACUACGUGCAUGACUUAGUGUAGUGUUAUCUUCUGCACCAAUUGGUAAAAGAUAGUGUUGGAAGCGGUGUGCCUUUUUAGUAAAGGUGGCCUUGUGUGUUAUUAAGUAUUUGAUUUUCAUCUGGAUACAGUAAUGGCCUCUCGAACUCCAUUCCCUGCUCAGUCUGUAAAUGUGAUGUAUUCACUACGGACUGUCUUCCUGCAAAUAUUGAGACCCUGUUUUUUGAAGUUGCCAUGAUGUGUUCUCCGGCCACUAUGCUAUCUACUGUUAGAUUGGCUGCUUCUUGGUGUAAGACUGAUAAAAGUGUGACUACCCUUGCACGCUUACUUAUUUUAAAUAGUUUUGUGGUUUUAGAGCUGCUUUCGCGUAACCCCGAGGACCUGAACAUCAUCAUGUGGUUUCUGCUACAGUCAACAGGCAGUUGCCCUUCUGAUUUACAAGAUGGUGCCUUCCCCGAAGGCCGUUUAAGACUCCUAUGUCUAAGUAAGUGCGUAAGUUUCGUCAUAAACCCGUUUCACUAGUGAUGUAGUGGUCAAAUAGACCGCUCAUUUCUGGGGCUUUUUAACUGCCGCCCCCACUUUCAGACAGUAUGACCGAACUCUUGGUAAAACCGUCGCGGUAUCAGGCGGACGUUUACAAGGCCUAAAAGGCAGAAAGUACGGAAAAGACCUCCCCUUUCAAGCUGGGCCGGCUAUGCAUGACUUACAUAGUGUUAGGAUAACAGGCGCCCAGUCCAGGUUUAAAUCCUUAUCGCAGUGGUCCUACCGGCUCCUGUAAUCGGCUUUGAAUUAUAAUGGACAGGGAGUCAGACCAAAACGGUCCAUUUACACAGCGAAACAGCAUCACCGAGUGUCACUCAUGCCUCUCCUCCAUUCUGUUGUCAUCUCCCGAAUUGUUGAUAUAUGCAUCCUGGCGUCAACUUUAUACGAAAAGAGGCCUCUAAAGACGAGUUUCAAAUAGUAGUCAAGCGUAUUCAAGAGUUUAACCAUACUGGACAAAGUGGGAAUGCGAGGACGACGAAUUUAGGGUCCCCGUCUACAGGGCAUGUGCGCAGUAUGAGGUCUUCGCACUGGUAUUUGGUUCGGCUGCGAUCAUACCUGACCUAGACGGCCUUAUUGAGGUCGCAGAUCGUGCCCCUUCACGCGUGACGACUGACGGCAGUGCAUUUGGAUGGCCCGACGCAUUUUCGUCUCUGUCAACGGACAUGAAAUACCGAAAAUAUACUGUGUUAAGCAGCCUUUGAGUCGGCGCCCACUUCGCCGCCACUAGUUAAGCAGUGGCGCAUGCUCGACGGAGCAGUUGAUCUCGUGAGGAGUCAAAUAAAGAUCGUUCUCAAAUCACCUCUCACCAUGAAUGGCCUGAGGUAUCCUCACGUUGUUGCAGUGAUUAUAACUGUCAAUCGAGACGAAGUCUGUGUACUUUGAUGAUUUCCUGGCAACGGUGGCCAAAUAUCAAGUUUUCGCCGGCCGUUCACGCAUACAAUCCGUCAUUUACGACCCCGCAAGAGGACGGACCGGGUAGAUGCUCGGUACACACGGGCCUUUACGUCGAGGGAGAUGUGGGGACUGAUUUUUGGGUCUGGACUUGUGAAAUCCCUUCUCGUAGUAUCGAUCCGAGUGACGAUGUCCUUACUCUGUUUGCUUGGCGACUUCUUAUCCCCGAGAUACUUAAACCGGCUCUUUCUUCAUGUCAACAGUCAUUAGUUCAGAUAAAUGCCAGCUAGUCAGCAGUGCAGUUCGUAACCCCCUUAUCCUUUCUAGCGUUGACAGUGUAACCCGCUGGCUUAGCGAAAUCAUUCGCACGCGUCAUCACACCCCUUAAAUCAUAGUAGUUGGACGCCAGAAAAGCGGUAUUGUCGGCGCAGCCUAGGUCUGUCACUGGGCGUCCGGUGCAACCUCAGCAUUGCGUGGUCCUACAGAGAGUCCAGUAGAUAGGCGUUGCAGAACAGGAUGGGCGACGGAAUGUAACCUUGUCGAACUCCGGGCCGAAUUUCGAACCAUUAGAAGAGGUUGUUGUGGCCCAGAACCCGUGGAGUGGUUGCGGGCCUUGAUCGUGACGAUAAUUUUUGCCAGCAUGCCAUCUAGCUUAGUUGUCCGCCACAGCGAUCGACGGAAUCGAACGCUGUGGCGAAGUCAACGAGGCAGAUGGCUAUCGACUGUCGAGAGGCACGGCAAAGUUCAGGAAUGCGCGCAGUGUAAGUAUCCGGUCAAUUUAUCCACGCUCAACUCGGAACGCAGCUUGAAUGUGUCCCGCCCCCGGGUCGCGCAUACUGGUUUGUGGUAAGAGUCUUUGCGGGGACUUCGAUAAAACUUAAUCCGCGGUAUUUUUUGUACUAGAUUGUCUUUCCUUAAAGAAAGAAUGGCUGAGCCCCAGUUAUCAGUACUGAGUCUGUCUCCCCACGCCUGUUAAAUCACUUAAUGAAGUCAAGGCACCAGGGUUUUGACACUAGGUGUGCGAACUUCAGAGGGGUAUUAUCCUCUGAGUGUCUUGUUGUCACUCAAUCUGGGUUGUCAUAGGUACUAGGAGGCCUCAUUGGAUUCCGAAUAUACACCAGUCCAGUAAGUAACCUGCGUUGCAUUGAAAUGGCUUAGUAAGAUGUUGGGUUACAGACACGUUUACGGCGUGAGUAAACAUUUAACGCAGCUUAUGACUCAGACAGUCUCAUCCCCUCCCACCUCCCCCGAUGAUGCCCGGCCUGCAGCAUGCGACUGAAUUGUUCGUCUUUAAAAUGUUUGCCAUAAUAGUGAAAUUGAAAAACAAUAAAACGCCUGCUGACUGCCGUCUGGCCCUUUUGGUGAUAUUAGCUGACUCUUAAUUGGGCCGAAAACCCUUAUUUGCAGUAAUCUUGCCGUUAUGCCUCCUCCGUGGGCUAUGUGACAAGUCGUUGUGCAUAAACUAUGUUGGCAAAUGCCUUCCUGAAUUUACCGUUCUGGUCCUCGCAGCCAUCUUCGUCAGUCUCGACCACUUAGUGUGAACAAAUACAGCUUAUGUGACCAAUAGUAACCUCGACCUCUAUGGAUAUUCCACGCACGCAUGCUUUAGGGCUUUUGUCACAGCGUUUUGGUCCAUGCCCAAUGGCGACAUCUGCGACUGAUCCAAGUUUCCAGCUACACGAUGGGCAGAGUUCCACAGCAAGCGUUAAUAGACUACCCUCAAGCCACUAUGGACCGCGGUACACGCAGUAAGCGUACUGACUAUGCUGCCGACGUUACGCCACCGACUAGUGUUUUUAUAGUUAUGCACUGGCCAUGCAUCCCAAAUGGGCUCAACUGCAGCUGGGAUUGGUUCAGAAGUGAACUCUCCCAGAUUUGCAUCAUAACCUUCCCACCAACUCAUGUUAGGUGGUGGGGUAGUUAAAGGUUGCUGCGAUAGUACCAAACGAUGAGCUAGGUCGUUUGACUGUCGAGGCGAGCAUGACUUGCGUUUGACACUUCAAAUCAUUGCAACCAGAGCAGGAUCAUCCACAAGAACAACCUAGGGGUAUGAUCGGACAGCUCGAGACGGUUGCCCUCUGAUGGUAAUAGAAACCUGAAAAUGUUUUAUCAGUCGUGCCCAAACCAGCAGUUUGUUUCUGUGGUUGCAUAUCCAGGAAACUGCAAGUAGUCCGUCGGUAACCCGACAGUUAACUGCACCCCUCCUCCCCUCGCCUAGCUCACCCUCUCCAACCGUGCUGACGUCAAUCUAAAAAACGAACUCAACUCCUGUUGACACCAUAGUGGCCAUCUGUAAAUGUGGGUUGGUCAAGGUGGGUCGUCAGUUCUUGGUGAUCUACGCCUGCGGGAAUUGCGAGCCUCAGACCGAGCAAGUAUAGCAGAAAACUAUCUUUGUCUAUAUAGUUAGCUUGAGACGUGGACUCUGCUAAACCAGACGUGGCACUUAUGAAUUAUCCUCAUCUUCUUGAACCGUUUAUUACGAGCCACUGAAAGGCAUUUGCUAAGUUUAUCUCCGCGCAAGCUCUCUGGACCUGUGAUUUGGGGUGGAGUUUUAAAUGAGGAAAGAACGUUCAUCGGGGUUUAACUUUCGGUUCUCAGUUUGUUUCCGCGGUAUUACAGGUCUGCAAUGACAAAUAAGACGACGGUAAUUGCAGCUUGUCCUUGUCAGUAAGCGCCUGCAUGGGACCUUGCCAGAACGAACAGCAGUUUUACACCGCACUCCCUGUGUUCCGGCCUCAGGCGUUUUAGCUAUUCAUAAAACAGUCCACUGUAACCCCAUGUCAGUUGCCCAACUGAUGAUCAUAUAAGAACGUGGACCCGGAUGUUUUUGCUCCUCUGCCCACUGCGAUCACAAAACACACUAUUUCUCAUUAACGGUCCCUCUGCAGAUCAAGCUAAUGCGCUCUCCCUGCCUCCUCCCUUUCUCCAACGCAGUCGUGUCAGAACUGUUCAAGCACCUGCCACUAUGCACCAAGCCCGCACCGUGCCUGCCAAUAGAAAUCGGCGAAUUUCCAGAUAAGCAGUGCAAACACUUCGACCGUGCCUGCCAAUUCGAUGUCCUAGUCUUCCUGGCAGUCGUCUGUGUGACCUACCUUGCACGCAAUGCUGCUUCAUCGGACGCUCGCUUUCCCGGCGCACCAUUCGCCGGAGUACAGAGGACCUCACAGGGUUCGGUAGGGACAACGACCCCCGUCUCCUGGCCCAUCUUACCGCUCUGUCUGGUGAACGCACGCCUCCUGCCAAGCGGCUGUCAACGCCGCUGCUGGUCCCUCCUACGUGACGUAGAGGCUUCCGAGGAUUCGAAGAAGUAGGUGACCAAUGGCAGCCCUUUCGCGUGAACUUUUGCGCGCUUUUUCUGCUCUAAACCAAUGUUCUACGCACUAUUGUAGGUCACUGUCAGUUUUCCUGCAGCAGUUACGUUUUGCGGUCUCCCCAAACAUGCCUGGUGCAGUCCGUCCCUCGGCACGUCUCAUUCUGCGUAUUGGUCAUGUGUUUUCUCGCCUUGUUGACAUGCCCGACAACAGUCUCCUACAGCAAGGGCAAACUGCUGAGGCCAGACAUGAGAUGGCUUCGUGGGCAGCCGGCCUCUAUGAAAUUGGUCUGUCUUCUCUGCAGAAAACCGGAUCCCAGUUUGCGUCCCCGUUAUCCGUGUAUAGGUAAGCCUUUGUGGCAUUUAGGAUCAGUUUCUUUCUCGCACUCCAUCCCUUCUUUCUUCUACCUCCUCUUCCCGUCUUAUUUCUUUGUCACCAUCAUCGUCUUCCUCUUCUUUCAUCCUAUUACUCGUGCCUGCUAACCCUCGGUGUCUGUCGGUCUCGCCUGGGAAGUUGACGUCUUGUACUUCUUGGUAGAGUGGUCUACAGUAGGGGGACGAUCUUUGUUGUCUCAUAUCCGAUAUCUCAGCCUCCAGCUACGAGCGCCGCGUUAAAUUGGGAUCGUUUGAGCUGCCGAUGCACUCGAAGAGGCGAUUUUCAGUGGACAGUUGAGGGAAAGGAGACUCGAAUGUUCCCGACCUAUUGUCCAGCCCAUCAUUAGAGAAGGCAACAGAUAGGAGUAAUGGACGCAUGCUGGAUGCAGUAUUUAGAGGAACCAGUUUGUAGGGCACCACACAUUCAUCAGGAUAGUCAGUUUUGGUAUUCAUCGCGAAUAUUCUAGCCUGGUGCGAUAAUACCUUAGUCGCCCGCAUUCGAGUCGUGAAUUACCUCGACAUCAUCAUUAGUGUUGAUGGUCGGCUUGGGUACUUAUCCACUGCGAGAGUCCUGGUCCGCAACAAUCUUUCCCAACCGUUCGGUAUUCGGUCUGGUGUCCGACAGGGUUGUAUCCUGUCACCCAUACUGUUCAACUAUGCUAUUGACUGGAUCCUCGGGGGGGCCCUACGCGACACUGACGGCGUUGAGUUUGCACCCGGACAUCGACUGACUGAUCUCGACUAUGCCGAUGAUAUCGCCUUACUUGCCUCAAGUUUUGGUGAUCUGCAGUCUAUGGUGUCACGGGUGAACGAGGUCGCUAAAUCGGUCGGUUUGUCCAUAAACGCUGGAAAGACCAAAGUGUUCUCAAGCUGCAUCCCUGACCAGGAGAAGCCACCCCUCGGAUUUACUGCCUGUCAACUUGAAGAAGUAGACAGUUUUAAAUACCUUGGGGCGAGGCUGCUGCCUAAUGGACAGAGUAAGGAUACAUUGUCUCCCGAAUCGAUGCUGCCCGCUGGGUUUUUUCAAGCCUUCGGAAAUGCCUGUGGAACCGUUGGACCUCUCCGUCGCCACAAAGAUUCGCGUGUACCGUGCAGCUGUCCGGUCUGUCCUUCUCUACGGUUGUGAAUGCUGGGCUUUGUGCGUGGAGGACGUGCGAAAACUGGAGGUAUUUGACCACCACUGCUUGAGGACCAUCCUUCGAGUGAAGUUCACCGACUUCGUCUCAAAUGAGACAGUCCGCGCUCGCUGCGACAACAUAGCAAGGAUAACUCAGGCCAUCCAAGAAAGACGACUGAGGUGGCUCGGGCAUGUUUUUCGUCGUCCACCUCAGGAGCUCAGUGUUACUGCCCUCGAUCCGGCACCGUUGCCCCAUUGGAGGCGUCGAAGAGGGGGUCAGUUCAAAACCUGGCUCGACACAGUUCGUCAAGACAUGGAGGUGGUUCUUGGACCUUCGGUAUUCGGUCUCCGUCGUUGGCGAAGGAAAUGGGUUGAGCUGUCCAGAUCUGCUGCCGCGGGUCGUCACGCGUGGAGAGGUACAGUUCGGGACAUCAUCGAGGCCGGCUAGAUCAGGCAUGAUCGCAGCCGUAUCAAGUACAAGCAAGUAAGUGCCCCUAGAACGGGCCGCGCACCUAUAACAAGUGCCAACAUCCAAGGUCAGGUGGCAGGCCCAGUUGCCGGCUUACGUCGCACUAAUUAGUAUCCCAGCCACCCCCACCCCCCAUUGUUGUUUGUCAAAAUCGUGACCAAGUGUUUGUUGUGUGUCAGCGGCUGUGGUGGUACGCCUAGGUGCGAGUUUACGCCGUGCCAGCCACCUGCGUCCUCUUUUGCCUCCGGUCUUCUUGACUCUGUCUUGACACCGGACCCAGGGGCAGGGGGGAGUGCGGUUGAUGCAGCGCAAGUCUGCUAUCAUUAUAAUCUAAUUUACGCGCAAGUCACCGUCCCUGCUCCCACCCUGUUGUGGAGCACACGGUGGACAUCGUCGAAACCGACGUUUGAGCUGUCGUCGUGACAUAUCCACUAUUGACAACUGAGCUCAGACAGGAGACAAUCAUAGGGCGCCGAAUACUCGCUGCAGCGAUAAGAAACGUCUGGAGUCGUUUACUGGAUCUGUUGCAGCUGUGGACAAAGCAAUUACUUCGGAUAAACUGGGACGUUAAUCAGAAUGAAAAUGGCCGAACGCGUAGCAGCAGUGAGGAGGAAUGAUGCCAACAUCCAAGUCCCGACUCAUUCAGCGGAGCCCAGCCAUUGUCAAGUUCGCCAGGGCCGCAGAUCUCGCGAGAGGUGACCAACGGGCGAGUUGCGAGUUGCUUGGCGCACCCACUAAAUGUGCGUAAAGUAAUUUGUCACGCUGGCCGAGUAAUUAUCACGCCAGUGAUCAACGCUGGCGACAAAAUUGAGGCAAUCGCCGUGUCAGAUGCGGGCAAUCAGGCACCAAGUACGAGAAUUGCGGCAGCGCCAUGACAACUGCACUGCAACUCUUGUGCGUUCAUCACCCCUGUCUUUCUCCUUUGCGGAUGACGGGUUCCGGGUGUAAAUCCAAAACGUCAGGCGCAUAGUUUUUGUUUCAGUGAUGGAGUCUCCCUCUGCCUCCAAUCUCUGUUGAGUGCGUCGGAGUCGAGUCUGUGUGUGGGCUGCACGGAUGCGGUACGGGUAAUAGUCGGCGUUUGGGCGCGGGGACAGUAUAUGAACAAAUGAGGCCAACUCGACGGGUCUUAGUCGGGACUCAUCCCAGCGGUUCUGCGGUCGCCCUCGUUGGAUCCACAAUCAUUGCUUGUCAGAGCAUGUAGAUGAAGCUGUUGCAGUAGGAGAUUUGUGGCAGACAUCGCUGCGACGUAAUUGGUAGGGUUGGGGUACUUUUCGUGGUCCCGGUUUCACAUCUGCUACAUCGUACACUCUCAUUUACACUCCAAGUGAAAGCCACAGAUGCCACACGGCCAGACGGGGCAGCAUGGCCCGCAGCUCGUUGAGUGACUGCGCUGCACUCCCUGGAGGGGUCCCGUUGAACACUUCCGACCAGCGUCAAUUGGAACGCGCGACCAAAGUUAGGGUAUAUGUGUGGGGUCCCCUCAACAAUGUUAAUGUUUUGUCGUAUGAGGAGGGGUUGAGUAGCUUUGUCGACAUCAUCGGAGAUGCAAAGGUGUUCAUGAAGGUCACUUUAUAGCUCUAACUUAAGUUAACAGUAGGAGUAUGAACGGAGGCGACGUGGGCGCGGGGCACUCCAGUCUUGCAAGGAUGUCCGCUUGCCUUGACAUCCUGUACUCGGUUGGCCUGCAGGGUAACUUCCCCAGUUCUUACGACCGAUCGCUAUGGUGUGCAUGAGUUUUUCUAAUCUCGGCUGAUUCCCGGGUACAUGAGUGAGGUCAUCAAGGUGUCCAUUUGCCGCCCCUUUUGUCCACCUUACUUACGUGCACCCGCAAUAGCGUCACCACAGAACAGCCGUUUCGACAGCCUCUCACCAGCACAUUUGCUGCCCGCGUCAGUUGUUUCCAGCAUCCGGGUGUCUUGGAUUCUUUUUUACCACUUCGUCUCCAGUACCAUUCAGAGGCAGCUUACGUAAAGGUGACUAAGCCUUCUCGCCUGCUUUUGAUAAACGCCCCACGUUCCCCGCCCCAUAGGGGAACAUUAUCAGGACGACUGUUUUGUACAUCCACGUCGUCACAUUGAGGAGGGUGUCUUGGUGAUAUUCCAGACGAAAUAUUGUAACCUUCCGUAGCCCGUCGGGUUUUAAAACUCCGAGCUGCAAUCUCGUUGUCAAUUUUGGUAUUCCGCGCGAUGGGACGUCAGGUGCGGGGAGACUGCCGCUGACAGUCACCAUGGGCUUGCCUAUUUAACAGUUGGUGUCGAUUGAUGCACGACCUCUGUCUUCUCGAUAUUAACGGUCGUCUCGUUAGUGCUCCAAUCUUAUCUGUAUUUUCGCCUCCGUUGGGGUUUUCAGCUUGCAGUCGUCCGACUAUCAAAAACUUGGGGUCUCAGCCCUGGAUGCUUUUGUUUUGGGCUUACACUCAUUCGAUGUUGAAUAGUUUCUCAUAGUUUAGGUAGCGUUUGUCCUUUCCAGAGCACAUCUCACGGAGGACUACACGCGCCAUUAUGCCGUUGUGUAGUUAUCUGACUACUGGGGCAAAUCUUUCAUGAUAUAUAAAUUUCCAAAGUUCAUGCUCGGUUCAUAAUGCUGAAAACCAUUGUGAGUUCAACGGAGAUAUGUGGCGUCCCAUCGACUCCUUGUCACUUCCGAUCGACGUUGUCCGGAUCUGACACUUCGGCAGGUCCUGUGCUUGAUUUAUCGGCGUAGCCCCUCCCUAAGACGGACGCGUUAGGGUCUCCUUUUAUGUAAUCGUGGUCACCCGCCAUCACUCAUGCAAUUAAUGACAGAAAUGCGGAACUAGAUGAAACUUUAUUAACCCAACGGUAUCAGUGAUAAGGGUAAGAGAACGUAAGAAUUUGAUAAUGUAAGCUAAAGGGGAUCACGGUACACCGUCUGGGUGUCUGUAGGGUAAUUGUUCAGACGUAAUUUCGGCGGUAUUGGCUUGGUUGUCGGUACCUCGGUCCUAGACUACUGUCACCGUAGCUGUGGAAUCGUAAACAACCACCCGUGUCAGAAAAUGAAAUUAACCGCUCGACCUUCUCCAAUCGGUCGUUACAGAUUGUGCAGGGGUAGAUCCACAUCUUUUAUAUAUCCACAUAUCUGUUAAUUUGGUAUGGGAAGAUCCAAGAAUGAGUCUGGACAACUCGCAUGUGGGGGGUUGAAAUUUGUGACAGUUUUGUAUUGUUCAUACCGGGACGGCGCUGCAUCUCAAUUUCUUGCGGCCACCCUGUUUUAGCAAAGCAACUUUACCAACCAGAACUACCCGCAGCGUGUUCGAAGAGUUUGUAACUGGCUGUUUCGAUUCCACCGGUUAGGAUGCCAUCACAAGAGUAGGAAAAGUGGAAAGGGGGGGAGGUAUAUGGGAGUUUGCCGCUUAAAGCACCGUUUUUGUUGACAUCGACGUUGUUAUUGUUGUUUUGGUUUAGUCGACUCCAGAUUUCAUGCGUAAGCCCUCGCUGCGAUUCUCGAAGAUAUGGCACAGGUGGGGCCUUUGAUUUCGUUUGACCUAUGAUUGAGACCCUAGUUUCAAAGGUAUGGUCUCUACUGAUGAGCAAUACACGCUAUUUUAUAAUAUUGUUGUGGCUUUUGACUCAUGUAGGUGGCAAAAUUUGCCCGAUCGGUAUCCAUUCACGCCUGAAGGCAGCACCAUUCCGUGGCACGUUGGCGCGCCGCAUAUGACGCAAAUACGCUCACAGUCAGAUCCCGUCUCCCCGGGGGGUUCCGGGACAGUCAGGUUCUCAGUACCGACACUGGUUGAUACUAGUCCGCCUAAAAUUGACUGAUCUUUCUGUUCCAUUUUAGAGUGUCGAGUGGACGCGCGGCUGAAGAGGAAAACCUCCUCUUCCCCUCAGACCUCGUAUCUGAUUGGUGGCAGGGCACUGCGGCAGAGAGCGAUCCUAACGCUGAUCAGGCUUGGUUCUGCUCCAGUUGGAUCUGGCUUGCCACCUGGUUGCUGCAUCAAAUGGAACCCCCUACGGAGCAGAUCGGCAAGCGCAUCUAUCAUCAUAUCCAUCUGCUGAAGACUCAACGCACCUGCCCAAGCUUCAAAAGCGCCCAUUGUUGUCUGCUUGCCGGUCAGUUAACGAACACCCUACUCGCCAGCGUGAGGGGCAGUGCUCCACCGCCUCUGAACAACAUCACAAUGACCUCUCUUGUGACUACAACAGAGCUCCUUCUUAACAGCGCACUUAACGCACCAAAAAAACCAUCCGUUGCUGGGGACGAUUUGGUACUACCAUUAGAAAUGCAGUGACCCUUCAGUCUGUUUAUAGCCACUGUGACUCCACAGAAACACCGGCCUCAUGUGUGCUGUCUGUCCUUUUAGGUUCUCUCGAGACAGUUGUGUGCCGAGCUCGAGCGUCUUCGAGGCGAACGUACCAGCGUGACGCAAGGCGAUCCUGGUGAGUGUACGAGGCACACGCACGCACGCACGCAUCUUGAAAGUGCGCGUGUGUGUGUGCCAGUUCAUGCGCUACCCCCCUCUGUCACUCGCACCUUUUAUCUCUACUUCCUUCUGAAUAUCCCGCUUCUGUCGCCUCUGUGCCUGUGCAUUCAGAGUUUCUUACUCGGGUAGAAUGAACCGAACAUCCGCUUCUAGUAGUAAGCGACCGUGAGGCAGGCUGGUAUUACUCGUACUUUAUGCGUCUGUGAUCAUGCGUGAUCAAGCUGGCAUCGAUGGUGUCGCGAGUCAUGCCUGUACACGCUGGAAGAUCCGCGGUAGAAAAUUUGGUUGGCUGGGUGUACUCUUCUGCAGUGACGAAGACCGGACAUCGUAGGUCCUAAAACCACCUCUAGGUCUUUGCGAACUGUGUCCGAGCCAGCUUCAUCUUCACGGCCUCUGGUCGGGCAGCUUUCUCGGAUUACGGCCGGCGGCACAGAACUCCCGCGACGGGCUACAUCAGUCGUCUUUUCUAUGGCUUUAGGUAUCCUCGCGAUCUGGUCCCAGUGAGUGGGGAUUGCCGCAUUCUAGACGAAGUCUGCUGGUUUGGGAGCACAGUAGACGAAGUUGCUAUCACUGCAGCUGCAUAAUAAUUGUCUGGCGACCAUAACCUUACCAAGGACAAGAAGAGGAAGAACGAUGUUAGUGAGUUUUAUGAUAGCCAAACGAGAACACCGCUUACUAUGGCUGGUCGCACUAUCUCUGCCUUGCGUAUUGGAUGUGGCGAGGAGGAAAGGGUUGGCACCGCUACCGCAUGUCGCAUCGACGAAAGAUAUAAUCUUAUAAGAAGGAAGUUUAGUAAUGUUGCAUACUCAUUCUCGAGUCCAUAAUCAUAGAGGGAAGAUUUUGCCGACUUUUGUAUGCCUAUACCGAGCGAUCCAGUUCAUCCACUGGCUGUUCCAGCGUAUACGCGGCUCGCUCCCCUUCUUACUGUUGAGCUGUUUUACAGCGACCACGGGUUCAUUUGGCCUGUCAACCUGAGUGGGCAUUUGAAUGUGUUUUCAAUGAUUUUUCUCGCCUCCAGCGAGCUGUUUUGUGUCAACCCGCGGUCCGUUCUUCUUAUGGGUGUGUUCUGCGAGUUCACACUUGCCCGCUAAUUCUCCAUGCAUCUCUGAUGCAAUAGAUACACUGUCCUGUGCGCGACCGAGCACCCUACCUUCCCGGCAGUCUGUAUAAGACUGUUAUCUGAUGUUCUUGAAAACGAUUAAAGGGUCCUCAGGUUUAGAGUCAGGACAGAUGCCACCUGGGAAAACUUUAAGUUUACCGAUGUAAACUUUGAAGAAGUCAGAGUCGGCAAACGUACGUUUUUGACUAAUUAUCAUCAGAACAGUACAGUGGAAUAUGUCUGGGUAGAGCAGCGGAAGUUAAAAAACAGCCAAUGAACGAGAGGAUGGGAGGAGGGGGUUGACGGCGUCCAGACAUGUCGGAACUGAACCUAGUUCUGUCAGCGGGUUAUGUCUGCGUUUCAUCGCUGUAACGCAACGUGGUAGGAUUCAGAUACGAACAGGUAAUUCCCUAUUUGGGCCAGGGCAGCUUGAGGACUUUGACAAACGUCUUCUAUGAGCAUGAUGUUAUGUUGGCCACCGCCUCUUUCGUAGCAAGUAUCCGCUGACGCAGGAACUUGGAGUGUCUCACCGGCACUUCUUAGAUGACCCGAAAUGCCUGAUUGGCAUCAACCCGGUGGUCGCUGCCAACCAGGUGAGCCGGAAUUUUGCUAGAGAUGGGCUUCCAUGCUUUGAUUUAGCCAGGCAGGAUGGUACUCUCGCAUCCCACCACGCCGCGCUACGGCGACGAAACGCAAACGUAACCCACUGACGGAUGCCCCCUCCCCCCACUCCCCUUGCCCCCAAAAGUGUACCUGGAUUGUCCCAUGAUUCUACAUGCCUGGACGCCCUCAACCCUCUCCCUAAUCAUGGCCGUUUUUCAAUUUUCGCCAUUUUAACGUGAUUUAUAUUGUCGUACCGACCUUGAUGAUGAAUAAUCGGAAAUGUACGUUUGCCGACUCUGACUUUCUCACCGUGGAGUCUGUUGGUAUUCAAAGACGGUUUUCAGGCAUCUCAUGUAUUCGAGUCUCUUGCUCUCCGGCCAGCUGAACUAAUUUUCAAACAAACGCUCCGUUUUUUCGAACCACCGAAUCUCUUUUCCUCCCCGCACACUUUCUUAUGUCCCUCCGUACUGUCCACUGAGCCGUGUUUGCUCCUCUAAAUAAAGUCCUUUACAACACGACGUCUCGUUCUUCUCUCCUUUAAAUCCUUCUUGUUAUUCCUCCUUGUCAUACUUUCGCACCCUCCUCUCCUAUCAUCUUCGUCGGGGUCAAUGCAUGCGUGAGCAGUCAACAAGCCAAGGCCGACCUCACCUCCCAACCCGAGUUCUCCCAUAACCGUCACAGACUACAGUCAGUCAUACGAGGAGCCGAACCCAACGGACGGUGCAUCAUCACCACCACUACUACCGAUGUUUAGUUCGCAUAUUUACCAACCGGGCGGUGGAAAGCCGUCAGCAGCUCGCGGUCAGGACGCGUCCACAUUGGUCCCACAUAUCUUGGCCUCGUCCGGCAAUGCUACGGAAAGGGCUUCCCGCCAAGACUCGCAACACGGCCUUCAGGACAACCAGGUUAGUUCUUCAGCCCCAGCUUGCCUGCUCCCUCCGAUCUUCUGCGCCUCUCGGGUAUAUUUUAUGACUGGGUUAUCUCCUUUUUGCAAGAAUCUCAUUCUCAUUCGUGGGACUGUCCUCCGAGCCCACUCAUAUCCAGAUCAUGCCUCCUAGGCGGAAAAUAAAGGGACUUUUCAAAGUAGAACUGACGAGCUUAGCGCGUUUCAAGCGGAGCCCGUGAAUAGCACCGGGACUGCGCUGUGAGUGCUCUAGACCAAGAUGAGGGUUAGAUCGACUCGCGGUACGCGUUAGUCGGUAUGCGCAGAUUUUGCGCUUCCCAUAACUAAUGGGGCACGUGCGUCUACAUCAACUGCGCCCAGUACCAGGGCGUUGGGUCCUGUCCCGCCACGUUUAAAGUCGUGCCUUAAGAACUUGUCUACCGAUAGGAUAACUGUCUUUCUGACCACCGAGAGGCUUCAAUGGCCCCUUCUAAACGCGAUCCUUAUGGCACUCGCGGUCGUAUAAAAGCCAAGUCGCCCUUAUUGUAGACAGAUACGUGUUCUCUAAACGGGCCACGUGUUAGAUGCGCUGGACCAACACGGGGGCCACAUCGUACUCUGGCAGGCGUUAUCUGUGCGCAAUAACAAAUGACAACACUUGCGGGUUGCGCUGGCAGACCCUGUUGUCGGCAAUCGUCGCACAACUGGACCACUGCCAUCGCCCCAUUGUUUUGUGGUCAAAAUCCUGGUCAUUUGUGUGUGGACCAGGGGGUGUGGAAUGGAACGCCAAGGCGAGGAUCCGUCCGAGUCAUCCACCUGCGGCCUUACCCCGUCUCCGGACUUCUUGACUUGGUCUUGACACCGGGCUCAGGCGGGGGAGGAGGAGAGAGUGUAGGUUGAUGCUACGCAAGUCUACUGGCACUAUAAACCUCAUGCGUAAGUCGCCGUCCCUGCUCCACAAUGCGGCCUGUGGGGCACACGGUGGACGUCAUCGAAAUCGAUGGUCGAACUGUCGUAGACAGAUACAUCUGAAUUGGGGGCGGGUGUGGCACGUGUAUGCGGACUGUCUAACUUUCUCAGCCUCUGUGCUCGCGCCCACUUCUGGUCGUUUUGAUGUCCCCUCGCCAUUGGGACAUCGUGGGCGAGAGAGUGCUGUAGAUGCUGCGAAAGUCUGCCUCACUGUAGUCUGGUCCACGCGCAAGCCACAAGCGUUGUGUUCACUCCAUGGUGGACGUUGUCGCUUGCAACAUUUAAACUGUCCAGUUAACUGAAGCGUCAAUUCGAGCGCGAUUGCAAGUGUACUUUUUGGACUUUCUGCUGGUUUGAGUGGUUGGCUGUAUCAAGCGUUUCUUCUUCUCCGAAUAGAUGUGCGAGAAUACUUUGUAUUGCCAAAUAUUGUGAAACACAGUCAGUUUCUUCCUAUGCCUUUGUUUGGAGAACUGGCAGGUCAAUAUCAGUCGGAUAUUUAUCUUAAACCGUGGGACUUCUCGUUCAAACUACCUACUGUUUGAUCUAGACUGUCCCAUUGCCACAGUUUCCCAACCGUACAUUAUGAGUCUGAACAGUCUUUCUGGAUCCUUUGAAUUUCUGCACACCUGAGUGUAGUCAGCAUAGUCACUUGUUCUUUUCUUUGGAGUCUUACGAGGACUGCGGCUUUUUUAUUUCAUCAGAAGUUAGUCGCUAACUCUUAGUAAAUCAGUCUGAAUUAGAUUUUCUACACUCGAACUUAUAGUUUGCAUGAAUAUUUGGGCCGAAGUCCAUCAGACGCAGCGGGAUAGUCUCUUAAUAUUCAUAAACUGCCAAGAGUCAGCCAGUAGCAUGUACAUAGGCUACGAUGUACACCAUACUUGACAGCACAGUUGUUAUCCAAAAGCCCGGACACGUGUUUCGCCGAUAUUCUGCUGUUUCUGCGAGGGGUUCGGCUUAUCAGACCGAUUUACUCCAAGUUAGCGCAUUAAUUACGCGGACAUUUCGAAACCCGAGUAUCUGCCAGAAAGCACACGGGUGACGCUGGGGAGCUCGCGGAUGAGCCGAACCUCUCACGGUUGUGUCAUACAACAAAAGAAUAUCGCACAACGCGUGUGAGCCUUUGUAUAGUAUCUAUAUCAUCAAGUAUGGUGUAUCGUGUAUCGCCUUAAGGUUUGUGUGUGUCUGCUAUGUCAUGACUCAGCAAACCCUGGCUCUCGCAAGCUGGUGUGUGUUGGCAGUUCUCUGACACCUGGUUCCCUUCCGGUAGAUGUUUUUGCGCCUCCGCUGGGUUACUGGUCGCGUAAAUGGCUGCCCAGUCAUCCUCUUCUCUCUGACUCUUUCUUUGUUGUUGUUGGCAAAAAUCCUGGUUAGAUUGUUGUGAACCAGAGUGGCGCGGUAGUAGGCCUAGCUGCGGAUUCGGCCGUGCCAGCCACCCGCGCGCACUCCCGCCUCCGGUUUUCUUGGCUAUGUCUUGACAUUGGGUCCAGGUGGGGAAGAGGAGAGAGUGCUGUAGAUGCUGUGCAAGUCCACUCCCACUAUAAACUAUUUCGUGCGUAAGUCACUGUGUCUGCCAAACCUUGCUGUGGAGCACAUGGAGAACAUCGUCGGACACGACGGUCUAACUGUUAUCGUGUAACCUACGUACACACGACAACUGCAAUGUCUAAAUAUAUAAUACCUUGUUGUAUUUAUGUUUUUUCUCCUUCGUUAGAGUAACCUCGUCACACAGAUGGUGGAUCGGUGGCUUCCUGCCUUUACCGACUUCUCCCACCAGUUGGCGGAGACUUCUGCUGAACUCUCCAAGAGUCGUAUGCACAAUGAGCAACUGUCGAGACAGUUGCAUGAGACCCAGACCCAAUUGGACUCUGUGCGAGCGGACAUAGAGCGUCUAAAAGGUGAGGAAAAAGCCAGAGAGCAUUUACAGAAACAAACUGCACAAUCCACUUCCUUGACCGAUUGGAAGGCUGUCCAGGAUUCUCUCAACGAGGUCACGGCCUCCCUCCGCGAGUUGCGACAGUGGUUACCGGCUCUGGUUUCUAGGUCAGUGCAGAGCGCUGUGGAGGCCAGCCUCCUAGCCUCCAGUCUGCCACCUACAAGGCUACCGCCGCCGCCGCCGCCAACACAACCGAACAUGCCGUCAGAUGCUGUGCCCGCACCCUUGCAGUCCGGCUGGUUCCCGUCUGCCGCCCCGACCGCCUCUUGCCCACCAGGCGAACACCUCUUUCCCCAACUCGUCUCGGCGGCGGCCGCAGCCGCAGCGGCAGCCGCCUCUGCUGACAGCCAACAACGCGCUCAGCUUGCCCUAGCCAUGGCAGCUCUACAGCAGUCGGCCCAGCCACCGCCACCGCAGAUACCACCACCGCCGCCGCCACCAACAAUGCCGAUUCCCUGUCUGUCGCCGCAGCUCCCCUUUACCGGUACGUGAAGUCCUAUGGCUUUCGUCUGUCAGAUUGGGCUUGUGUUUUGAGAAGCUGACUAGUGGACUGGAAAGUCAGGCUGCAUUGGCGCCGUCGUAGCGUAACCUCCAGCAGUCUCACUCAUGUGAGAUGCAUGCCGCAAACCUCCUGUUGAGUGAAAUCCUGGGGCUUGUGCUUGGGGGGAAGGGGGCAGGUCGUGUAUGUGGCACGCGCAGACGGGGUCACUAGUUAUGUCAACCACUGCACACCCAUUCCUCGCACUAGGCAACUGACCGACCCGGACGGUGUCUGGGGUCUGGGAAUGAGAAUAAAGUGAGUUCAACGACUCAGCGCAUUUUCCCCACUCUAAACAAUCAGACGCGCUUGAAGCGAUCACAGUGCGCUAAACGCCGUGGUUUAGAUGGUUGCUAACCGAUGGCCCAACGUCUGUUUGUAUGGAGUGGCUGACUGAUGGUCUGAAAGUCGGACUGCAAUGGAUCCUUCCUAAUGUGGCCUUCAUGGCACUCCCACCUAGUGGGAUCGAAGCUGGGUGUGGCGGCACGCCUAGGGGUGGCUCCGGCCGCCCCAGUGGUCGCUCUUGUUGUUGUGGGUUAAAAUCCCGGCCAAGUGUUUGUUGUGGACCAGUGGGGUGGGGUAGUACGCCUAGGCGCGGAUCCGGCCGUGCCAUCCACCUACACUCUCUCGCGCCUUCGGUCUUUUUGACUAUGUCUUAACACUGGGCCCAGGUGAGGGAAGAGAGGGUGCGGCAGGCGCUUUGCAAGUCUGCCGCCAUUUUAAAAUAAUUCACGCACAAGUCACCGUGCCUGCUCUCACCCUGCUGUGGACACACGACAGUCAAACUGUCGUCGGGCUUUAAACUGAACUGUCAGACUAGGUCGUAUCAGCCCUUCACAAUGCUGGCUCGAAAGCGAGUAGUCUACUUAGGUACUAUUUCAUCAGACCUAAAAAGCCAGAAAUGGCCAUUCCAGUCUCUCUCGUCCUUGUCGGUAAUGCUAUUCUACCACUUGUAAUCACUUCUCUGAGCUUCUUUUCUCAUUCUCCCUCCCUACCCCAAGGUGCCCCUGCUGCUGCCGCCGCUGGAGACAAGGCUGCCGUCGAGCGUUUCAGUCUGUCCCAACCUCCACAUCAGCCCGCAAUCACAACAGCAGCCCCUGCUCUGCGUGGCCCAGCACCACCUUUCGUCGGCCCGCAGCUGCCCUUUGGCUCUGGCGCACCCUUUGGCACCGGAAGUGGUUCUCCCCUCCGUGGCGCCUCCACUGAACUCCCUGGCGUGCGGCCGUUUGUGCCACCCGUCGUUAAACCGCCCAUUUUCUCGGUUCCUCCACAGUCCGAAACCGGUACCGUCCUGAAACCUGCCCAGUUUAGUUUCCCGCCAAAAUCAACUGCUGCUACUGGGCAACUAUCCUCCCUGCUGACAGAAUCCCCACAGAAGAAGGCAUGUCUCUUCUUUCCAUACUGGCAGUCUCUCUCUUCCCUUGUUUGCUGAUAUGCGAAGUUUAUGUACCAGUGGAAGCGAAUAUGCGUAUCCCAGGUUCUUGUUUUAAAGAAGAUGAACACACCAUCUCUGGGGCAGUAGGUGUAUUAGUCUGAGCUUUCGGUCUCGUACAGGAGGCCACCGUCAGAGACUGUGAGAAUGCGGCAUAAAAUGAGCAGUUGUUGUAGUCAAGCCAUGAAGGGGGGAGGGGAAUAUGAUUGUAGAGGGUGGUAUUCGCGAUAAGCUGUCCCACGCCGUCUCACGGCGGCGCGACUUCGUGCACCCUUGGCUGAAAAUUGGGUCUCACCUCUUGGCCGCGGGAACGGAGCACGUGAUAGCAGGGGGGCAUGUCAACGUGUCUGUUGAUAGAGUUUGUGUCAGACACCCAGGCCUCCAACAGUUCUCGCCCUGUUUUGUUGCUGGCCCGCGCUACUAUCCGCGUGCUCGCGAAGUUGAAUUCGUGGCCUUCCUGCAGGGUGUGAGUGGCGACUUGAGACAACGGGUCGCCCCUCCUGACCGCCCGUUUAUGCUCACCUACUGUCCCAGAGAUCGUGUGUUCAUCUUCUAUGUACUAGUGUUUGAAAGUGGAUUGUCCAGUGGUCAGCCUAAUGGUGCCAGUGGUCACCCCAAGCUCUCGAGGGCUGCAGGACGGAAUACUGGAGGUCCAAGUCCACUCAACUGAGCUCAUUGUGAGAGAGGGAGAGAAUCGUUGCAAGGCCAUCUGAGUCACUUUUCUUCGAUGUUCUGAGACAUCCUCGUGACGAUUGUGAACUGUCUUUCGUGUAGAAGUCGGGGUACUUCGGUCGAAGGAUAAUCCCCAGACAACGGUGGUCAAACACUCCCUUUUCACUAAUUUUCCACUCACACACAGGAGGACUGGCUGGAUGGAUGCUCCGUGCACACUGUUGUUUGUCACAACGGGUGAAAGCCGAUCGAACAGUCGUGAUUUGGGUGACGAUGUCCCUAAGGCACUCGAAACUGACCUCUCUUUUUUGAUCCUGACUGCCAUGAAUCCCGGGAGUUCAACUCAAACCCACUUUGGUUUUUCUGACCUUGAUGGUCGAAAUCAUUCACCCGUGACACUGUAUUGUGUAAGUCAUCAUAGGUAGACGCCAGAAAAGCGGUAUCGUCGCUUUAUAAAGUGGUCAGCCAGUCAGGGGCUCAGAUUCGCCAUUCGCAUAGCUGCCUGACGUUGGCUGGUGGUAAACAAUGCUUAUAUUGUGGAUUUUGAUUAACAUAGAUGUUACCUUCUUCUAGGAAGUGACUACAAAGUCGCAAGUCGAAGAGGGCUUAUCCGGUGUUUCUGCCACCGCCGUCACUGCCACCAGCAAAACAUCCUUGUUCCCCACAUUCACCCCAAGCUUUGGCGCCGCCGGUCCCAAGACAACUCAGCCAUCAUCGUCCCUCUUUGGUGGACUCAGUUUCUCCAAGUUUGGCGAGACUCCGGUGACCGCAGCCAAGACCUCACCCGCAAAACCCAGCCCUGCUAGCACUGAGCCUCAGAAGCCGCCGAGCACGCUGUCCGCGUCGGCAGACCAGAGCGGAGACGCACCAGAGGCCUUCGAACCCGCAGUCGACUUCCAGCCCUGCGUCGAGAAGCUGCCCGAGCUGGUGGCGCAGCGCACAGGCGAGGAGCAGGAGGAGCGCAUCUUCUGCCAGCGAGCUGUGCUGCAUCGUUGGGACCGAGAAGCUGGCGAGUGGAAGGCACGUGGCACCGGUGAGAUCCAUAUCCUCGCGGAUAAGGAGAAGAAGCAGUAUCGCGUGGUGAUGCGUCGUGACCAGGUGAGCCUGUCGGACUGUCUAAUCAGUGUUUGAGUGUAGUCCGACAUUCAGUCAACUUCUUCGCUCCUUUCAUUGUUCACACAAUAAUGCCUUUUAGGGGGCAAGCUUCGUUCUCUGAUUGUCAGUUCCGCCUUUACUGCAGACCGGGCUUUCAUGCAAUAUAAUGUUAGUGGGUUGUCACUACUGCCCUUCCCGUAACGAAGGUUUUCCUUGCCAUGAUUUUCGUAGAUACCAUAACCCUACGUCAGUAGCGUUAAUAUAUGCUCCCCAGUGACCGUCUCAGGAUCUCCGCAUGUCGGGGGAACAAGUUUGUGCGAUCCCCGGGUGUCUUAUGAGAUGGUGUGUUUGCUAAGGAUCUAGUGCUUUGAGCAGUAAAUUCAACCCCCCCCCCCGUGUUCUUCGCAACUUCUGUACACUGCCCACAAUCUAAAACUCGCGGGUUGCCCUCAUUGUCGUGUCUAUUGAGUAGGCGACCAGUGCCGUCUGUAGACUGAUCUGUAGCAUCCUAUCUGGCCGUGACUGGUCUCCACCGCCUCAGCUUGCCUAAAUCAGAUAACCGCGAGACCAGUUUCCGCCAGACUUUGCUUAACUCCCGUACCUUUAGUCAUGUCGAGGCCAUGAUCCCGUGGACCUCAUCUAUCCAGAUAUAGCAGUUGAUUAGGCGAUUGCUAGACACCCAUGUUCCUUGCAGUUCUCCAAUCGGGUCCUCAUCACUUUGACCCAUAAUCCUGACGGUGUCAAGGUAAAACUGGUAGUCAGCACAGAAAACACGGAUGCGCGCCAGACAUUUCGAAUGAGGCCUCUGGGCCGUCAGUUGAUGCUCCUGUGUAGUCAGCUAUUUUUAGACGGCUUCCUCCAACGUAUUUACAUUCUUGACAAAUGCACUGCGCCGGUGGCUACUCCUUUGGUUACUGCUGAAUACUUCUCCACAACACGGGCUGCUCAACUCCGUGGGAUCCGAUCCAGGUUUGACGACACCGCCUAGGUGCGGCUCCGGCCGUGUCAGCCACCCUCUUUGCUGUUGGUUAAAAUCCUGGCUCUUUCCUGUGUGGGACAGGUGUGGAGUGGAGUGCCAAAAUGCGGGCUCGACCGUACCAUCCUCGUGCGGCCUCCCCCGCUUCCGGUCUUGACACCGGGUCCAUGUGGGGGAGGAGGAGGAGGGGAGAGUGCGGUAAAUGCAGUGUAAGUUUACAUUCACUUUAAACUAAUUCACGCGUAAGUCACCGUGCCUGCACCCUCUUGUGGAGCAUACAGUGGACGUCGUCGGCAACGAUGGUCUAACUAUUCAUACAACCUUUUGUAUCGCAGCCGGUAGUUAAGUGCUUAAAUGUGCUGUGCCUGUCAAUUCAUAAAGUCGGAUAAGGACGCGCCUAAGAGGGCGAUUCGAUCCCCACUGCUUAAUUUACUCAAGCCUUAAAGUACGCGACUACGCCAUAGUUCCACAGUUGCAAGCGACGAGAUUCAACAUCGUCCCCUGAGGACGCAGUAGUAGGUUGUGCGUGAAUUUUUUUCAUCAGACCAACUCUGGUAAAGGGGCGCCCGCCGGUCGUCUUACGAAGCAUUCUUGCGCCGUUGUGCCUUAGGGCCGAAUCUAGGACCUACCUCUAUCCCUACAUCGACCCUGUCCCCUGGCAAUACAAAGUCUAAGCUGCUGGGCUUUUUCGUGGACAGAGUGGCUAAUAAGGUUAGAUAGCCUGCCCGCACGUGCCACUAGUCACCCGAUUCGUAACCACGUCUGACAUAGGCCGCAAAGAUCUUAAGGACAUCCUAAGGGCCAGGCGCAGAUGUCACACCAAAAGGUUUGAGUUCCUGGGCCCUCAAGACCCGUCUUUCGAGGUUUGGAGAAUAUCCUGAACCAUUUGCCACUAAGUAUACACGUCAGUGCCCUCUCCAUCAUAUUGACCUUCAGGAGGCAGUUCUAGCCUUUGCACGUUGCAUGCGUACCAGUCCAUUUGACGGGAAAGUCCUUCAAUGAGCGCCCGAACCGGCUGCUUUAUUGCACAAUUGUUUUGCCAAGUCUACUUUGGCAGAUUUAUUGGAAAGUCACCUUGUCCCAACCUGUUUGAGCAUGCAUUUGUGAAGAGAGUGGAGCUGUGCACGCGUCGAGGGUUAUCGAGAAACAAUCUGCUCUCACCGAAGAGCUUAUUGAGUCAGUUGAAGCACAUGCGAACAGCUAAAGGGCACGCCUUUGCGCAAAACAACGCCAGUGUUUACUGCUUUGGUGGUUUCUUCCACAACACGUACACAUUUUAAGCACAAUACAGUAGGUGGGCUAACUCAUGAAAUGUCAGCCGAAAUUUCGAAAUACGUUCCCGUUUCGAAAAGAUUAAUUAAGUAGAUUUGUAAAACUAAUCAUUUUGCAGCAUAAUUCUGUAAUAAUUCAGGUAUUUUAGGCUGCCGACUUUCGAAUGAACUUCUUUCCGGCUGCAUACAAGAACUGUACUCCGCAAAAAAUGACUACUUAAGUAGCAGGCAUUUGUCUCAUGGAUUUUCGAUGCCCUUCAAAAGUCAACUAUAUUUCAUGGAAAAUAUGCAUAAACAUAUGCAUCCUUUCACCCUUUCCAUAGGAAAUUACGUCUUCUUCCAAUUUUAUACUCGAAGGAAGGAUAUUACUCGGUUUUUAACUUUUCCAAUUCCCAAAUAAUUUUGGACCCGACCUGCUGUUACACUUGCAUUCAGGGUUUCCAAACUACAGGUCGAAUAUUUUCCGUGUAUGGAAAACCAUACGUUUCCCUACGUUAUUAAGAGGAGACUAUAUGGGUUUCAUAAAAUUUAGCACUGGAUUUGAGCCGUAUUGUUAACUUUGCAAGCCACACUAGUAAAUGCAGAGACAUGACGUUUUAUGAAUGGCCAUUUCACGGUAUUAAAAAAUCGCAUAUUAGAAACUUUUUCAAAACCACAUUAUUAUACCCUUCCUUUGAGUAUAAAAUUGGGAAAAAAGACACUAUUUUCUACCGAAUGAGCAAAAUAACGAGUAUUUUUAUGCAUGUUUUCCACUAAAUAUUGUUGGACUUCUAGGGACAUCGAAAAUCAGUGAGAAAAAGUCACGCUACUUAUGUAGUCAUUUUUAACAGAGUAUGGUUCUUGCAUGCAGACAGAAUGAAGUUUAUUCGAAAGCCUACACCCUGAGGUAACUGGAUCAUUAUAGAAUUAUACUGCAGGCCGAUUUGUUUUACAACCCUACUUAACUAAUCUUUUCGAAACGAAAACGCAUUUCGGAAUUUCCUUUGACAUUUCACGAGUUAGCCCACCUACCGUAUAGCGAUAAUACUUUGACAAUACUCAACUAGGUCACUGCGGAGGGCCUUAACCUACAGCUGCACCUAGCUGUCCCCAAAGUGCUUUUUGGAAUAGAGCAGGGGGUGAAAAACCAACUUCGAUUUCUAGCCGGAGCUGUGGGGCCGGGAAAUUCAGAACGGAUGCCACUCACGUGACGGGUAUCGUAAGGGGUGGGGCUAGAUUCCUUUCGGUGCUCGGAGUGUGGGUUGCUCACAAGCCUGACUCCAUUCAGCUGUCUGGUAAUGCCCUCAAAUGACUCGGCAGAAGUAGCCGGAACCGCAACUGCUUUCGAGAAACCAGAAGGCAGCUACGGACUGCGCAGGCGCUUCAGCUGACAGCGUGGAGGAAGUUAUUGCUGCAGGUCUCUUGAACCUAGAGGUGUCGGCAGCACGACCUGGUUAUCGUGCAUUCACACUAUCCUAACCACACCACGUGGGGUCGAACAGGGGCUUAGUGGCUUCGCAUCCGCCUGACGAGAGGUCAGCCAGUCUAGAAAAGGACGCGAACGCGGAGGGCACUAAUUACCGUUAGACAGGACACGUAAUGCGCGCACGUUGUGGGCUUUGUAAUGAGGACUAUGUACUGUACUUGCCAAUCCUUGCUGAUGGUCAGUUGAACUUGCUCGUUGAAAGGUCGAGUCCUAACUGAAUCUGCCACAGUUAACGCCGCAUUCCCCCGUAGACCCUGUGUAUUCUUGCGGGGAAAAAACCGAGUCACAUCAGAGCUCUAGUGGUAUUUAGGAUGGAUCCCUCUGCCUUAGCUGCUAGUAAUGGCUUAAUUUACUGUCUAAUAGUUUCGUUGAGAAAUAACAGGCGGAGAAAUGUUUUUGUUAUGAGACAGCUUGUUGGCCAUUCAGCAUUUCAGGUCGUCUGAAACACACAAAAAUGCCAAUGUCCACCAGGGUGCGAGUUCCGAGCAGUUGUUCAGAAGAAGUAUGGUCGAUAGCUGAAACGACGUUCUACAUUUUCUCCGUAUUUCUAUUCUCUUUCGCCUCCAAAAGGCAUUUCAAACGUGGAUCUGGAAUGCCUGAAAAUGAAGCCCUUGCAUUAGUGGUCGACUUAUUCCACGUAACAGAAUCUCGGCGUUGGUCUGCGUAAUGAACUUUGCGUUUCUCAUACUACUGCUACCACGGCAGUAGCGAGAGCUGUUUGGACGCCAGAAGCGAAAUGUGCCAAGUAAUUUCUGAUUUACCUCAUCGCAGACCUUGCUGAAACUGCCGCAAUCACAUGAAAGUGGCACUCGACAAAGUGUGGACGAUUCUGUUUUGUCUGGGGCCACUGACCUAGAACUCUCUCAGGUACAUCAGGGCUUGCGGUUAGGCUAUGGCAAAAGGAUGGCGGCAGAUAAGCCAGUAAUGGCUAGCCGAACUCCCUUUUUAUCCGCAACCGUUCUAUCAUCAGCCUGACGUAGGUGAGCCAUGAGGGUUCUAAGUGGCAGCUUCUUUCAUUUACAUGGAAAAAUCGUACGUCCUUGUGAGUCGUUCCGUCUGCAAGCUGCCCCAGCGCAUACUGAUCUCCUGUGCGAUGCACUGCCAGUUUACCGGGCUAGGACAGCCGUGAAGGAAUCGUCGAGAUUAAUUAGAGGUAACCAGGUAAACAAUUCGUCCGAUGGGAAAUUUGACGAACUUUUGGGACGGCUGGCCGUUGCUUGUCUGACAAGCUCACCGCAAACCGUUGACCGCCUGGCUUGACCAAGGUGCCGUCGAUAUCCACUGACUGCAGGCCAGGCAAACCAACCACAGGAAUAGUUCGAAGUCUAUGAUUUCACAAUGCACUUCCGGUCUAGGCUGUAAAGAGUAAAAUCCAAAGCGGUCGAAACUUCAGACAAUUCUCAAGUAUCCCCAAGGUCACCAUAUUCCGCGCACUUACCUGGUCAGAGGAUCAUUUGUGAUCAAGCUGACUGGGAUUCUGCAUCUGUGUACUUCCGCUAGGUCACAACCACCUCCUUCAAUUCACACUCUUCCGUUACCCCUGCGAUCGCACCUCGGAGUCUUAACAGGUGCUAGCCUCGGCACAAAGAUGAACGCUUAUUUCAAAUUUUUCGAUUUUUUAAAACAUCGACUAAUGAGCCCUUCUUCGUACCGUUAGAUGACUGCUUUGCUAAUCAUUGAUCUUAACUCUCUUCACUGCGUGACUUCUCUUUGCAUGUAGACAUAUGCUUUUUCCUGACCUUGUGCUGUACUCUUUAGCCGUCUGUUUCUUUCGUUUCAGAUUAAGAAACUGUGCGCCAAUCAUUUCCUUGCCACAACCCUCAACUUCCGAAAGCACCCCCAGGAUCCACGAUACCGCAUGUGGAGCGCUCGAGACUUUGCCCACAUGGACAUCGACGCCCCGUCCAACGAGGGCACCGACGAAGUCUUCAUGAUCUGCUUCAAGACUGCGGAGCUCGCCCAGGACUUUGAGAAUGUUGUCCGAUCCUGUCUUGCCCAGCUGGAGUCGCAGCCGACAUCGCAGGAUGCUACUGGUAAAUCCCUCCUGCCCCAGCCGCCCUCUUCGACGGCCAGCAGCAGCGGCAAGACGACGGCGACCACAGCCUCCAAGAGUGCUCUCGCCGCCCCUGCUCCGGGACUUGAAAAGCUUCGUGCUAAGCAAGGCUCCUGGGAGUGUUCUGUGUGCACCCUCUCUGUGGAUGCCAAACUCACUGUCUGUCCGGCCUGUCAGGCCGUCAAGCCGGGUUCCCAAACUACCACUGCAAGCACCGCCGCCGCCGCCAGUACGACACCUUCUGGACUGGUGUUUUCCUUCAAAUCCGCAGUCUCGCCUAGUGCUGGGGCGAAGCCGACCACUUUUCAGGCUCCCCAGACCUCCGGCACGCCACCCCCUGCCUUCCGCUUCGGUGCUUUUUCGACACAAUCAAGCUCCGUCUCCGGUGGCAGUCAAGCUACCUUCUCCUUUGGCGCCCCAUCCCCCAGUAGCAGCGGCCAGACCAGCAGCAUCCCCUUCAGCCUUUUCGGCUCCAAGUCGCAAACCAACACCCCUAAAACCGCCCCUGCGCCUACAUCUACAAGCACACCGACAGCCUCUCCAGCAGGUGGUGGUGCAUUUGCUGGCUUAAACCUAGCCGAUGCCUUCCAGUCGGCGGCCAAGGGUGGCUUUACGUUUAGUCUAAAACCCGCCAGCAGUCCGAGCAAACCCAGCCCUGCGGAGGGGCAGGUAAACACCUCGGAGGGGGGCACCACAGCCGUCGAUGACAGCAACGAGGAGACGCCGACCGAUCUGGACAGUUCACAGUUCAAGCCCCUCUUAGACCACUUGCCGGAGAAGAUCGUUGUCCAGACAGGGGAAGAAGACGAGGAGAUCGUUUUUUCUGCCCGGGCUAAGCUUUACCGCUUUGUGCCAGCUUCGGAGGGCAGUGCUGAGGGCUGGAAGGAGCGUGGGAUAGGCACUUUGAAGCUGCUGCGCUCAGCCCCGCCCAAUAGCCGCGUGCGUGUCGUCAUGCGCAGAGACCAGAUCCUAAAGGUCUGUUGUAAUCAUCCCAUCACGGCAGAGAUGAAACUUCGACCAUUGCAACAACAGCGGACAGCAGCCACAACGCCCACACUCGCCUGGAUCUGGUGGGCGGUCGACUUUGCCGAAACAGAUGAGGGCGCUGCCGCAGGCGACAGUGGCCGCAAGGAGACCUUCUCUGUGCGAUUCAAGACUCCUGAAGACUCGGAGGCCUUCCAUCAGGCAUUCAUGGCAGCAGUGAAGGCUGCUGGUGGAGAGGAUACCAAGUUGGAACCGCCCCGUUCCAGUUCUACACCCAAUGUACCGGCCAAGAGCACAACCGCUAAGGAUUCGAAGCAGAGCGAGGAGUCAUCAGAUGAAUCCGAUCUGGUGAUUGUCGAGCAAAGUCCGGUACGUUGUUUUUCCCAACUUCCCAUUAGUCUGAACCACCUGUUCAGCGUGACCGAAGAAUUUUUAUGAUAGUUAAAAGUUCAGGGCCGUAGUCUGUUCUGCUGAUGCCUUAACGACUCACCGACACUCGGCAAGUAAAAUACUUCGUAGCAGACUGGGGCAUAGUCGGUCCGAGUAACUGUUACUUUUUUCGCCCCUUCAAGCUCUCACCAGAACAGGUCGAUCGUGCUCGCGCCCUCCAACUGCCCGACGACUUCUACGCCUUCGAGACCGCCCCUAGCGACGCUAGUCAUCGUCGGCACCACCAUCGUGAGGCCAUGAGCCCGGAGGAGGAGGCUGCCGAGGACGCCCUCCUAGAAGCCGCAGUGAAGGCUGGCAGUAGCGCCGGAAAGAGUGGCAGCCUCGUCAUCAGCCUCUCCGAUUCGCCGGAGAAGAGCAGCAGCCUCAGCACGACCAGCGUUGAUGCGGAGGCGGAGACUGCCCCCGCAGCGCCGCCGCAGCCGCCCACCCUCGGCCUAACCUCCCUCAAACCCAAAGCGGGCUCCUGGGAGUGUGACACCUGCACCCUCCAGGCUCCGCCCGACGCGACCAUCUGUCCCGCCUGUCGGACGCCAAAGCCAGUAGAACAACAGCAGGCAGCGGCGACGACGACCGCCGGCACACAGGGCGACUCCCAGAAGAAGCUGUCAGGUAAUUUGUCUCACUUCAUGCCACUGUGUAUGUGUGCACAUGAGCCGUCGACGUCCUUGCCUCUCCGUAGUCAAUACCACAAACGCCGUCCUAUGAUACCCCACCUUACUCCCUUCAGUUGUUUUUCAGUGAGUUCGUAUUUGCGUCUGGAACAAAAGUCGGUAGGGGACUCGUAUAGUGUCUGAGAAAGUGCUCGGCUCCUAAGUAUUUAAGGUGUGGCGUUUUUACAGCUUAUAAGAGAGAAAUUGGCAAGGGUAUGGUAUGUAACCCCCUUUGGGGGGGGGGGGGGGUGACCGUAAUUAGCCACAACCCUAACACCAACCAUUGCCAUGCCUUAAAUGGGAAACCACUAAUCCUAAGUCAAGCCCCAAAACCCUAACCCUGGUCUCAACCCCAAAUCCAGACCACAGACCAAGCCUGACAAUCCUAGUCCCAAGAAUAAUUUAACUAACCAAUUCUAAUCGUUACCUAGACCCCAAUUUUGAGCCUGAAACGUCGAUACCGGCCAUCGGAGUUCACAAUCUGCUUCCUGCAUAAGCCCUGUCGAAACUCACUGCCGUUAUUAAGCACAACUAAUUAAGACAAGGUAUGCCUAUGAGCAAAUAUCCAAGGAGGACUACAUGCCCUACCCUUACCGGGAAAUUUCCGGAAUGCAUUUUAAAGUGUCUGCGAACUCCUCAUGUCGCAUAUUUCCCCUCCCAUUCACGACCACACAGGAGGUGCAGAUGGGGGAAGAAAGAGGGGGAUGACACAAACUACGAUGCUGGCUUUAAUGGAGGGAGGGGAGAAGAUAGAAUAAUGAAAAUUGUAAUGAUAAUAGCACUACUAAUGGCGGUAGGAAGCGGACAGACUGUCACACCUGUCGCUACCAGUAACCUGGUCUGUCAGAUGAGCACUCCUUCCAACUAACCAGUCAGUUAACUUGUUCAGCAGGCUCAUAUUUUUCUAAGAGUGCUUUACAAGGUCCCAUCAAGCUAUUCAAAACUACUUGGGCAUCGCUUGUUGACUACGGCAGAGGCAGCUACAAUCAGGUUACGCGGACCGGUCCUAUGCGCACAGUUGCCAUGGGGCCAAAGCCACCAAGCCAGCCACCCGCAUGCAAUUACCUUUGUAGGGACCCACCUCCCUGGCGCUGACUGGAAUUGUGGUGUUUCACUCUCCUCCUCCUCCCCUUUAUUAGCCAGGCUAAUAAGGCUCUUGUCCCAGCGAUCGUGUCUCUUUCCUCAAGACUGUUUCCUGGGACUCAUCUCUUCGCUUCUAGUAUCAACUGUGUUAUUCUAAUUCACCCUGCCCUGCUUUUUUGUCUCCGUCAGAAUUUGUGCCAGCAAAGAGUGGUUUUACGGACUUCUCUAGCCUCUGCGCCAGUGCAGACGCCAAGCCUUCCUGGCUGUCCGCAUCAAAGCCGACGGAGUCCGGAGCCCCGAGGUUCUGGUCCGACGCCGGGGGCGGCACCCUCUUCUCAGCCCAGAAGACGGUCGGUGUCGCGGACCAGCAGAAGGAGACGGAGAACGAGGAGCCUGAGCCGGAUCCCCAGUUUGAGCCCAUCGUCCCGCUUCCCGAACUCGUGGAGGUACGCCCUCCUGUCUGCUACCCCCCUUUUUUACUCUGCUGCCUUGUUUUUGCAUAGUUGUCCUUGAGCCGGUCGUGCGUGGUGUGGAGUUAGCUUGGUUAUUACCGACAAUGACAAGGGAGACUGGAAUGGCCAUUUCUGGCUUAUUAGCCGUUUUCAGCCAGUCAUACCAACCCCGAAGUGUGGAACACCUGCGGCCCGAUCCCGCGAUCUGUUGGCUAGAAGUUCAACGCUUCUAACUACUGAGCCACGGGCCCGUUUUCCUGUCGGUUUCAAUUGGGAAUAUACAAUGGGUGGCUAAUAAGCCAGAAAUAGCCAUUCCAGUCUCCCUUGUCUUUGUCGGUAUUAACAUCCUGCCUAUAUAUCAUGCGCCGCUGUGCGGCUGCUGUUUGGGCCUGAGAGAGAUAGCCCGUAAAGCACAACGGAGCGAGUGAGUUUCGUGAGAACUAUCGGUGAGCGCCUCUCUACCAUUAGCUUGGUUUUUCUGUGGUACUCUACCAAAGACCCGACCACACUGUAUUUAAAUUUAACUAUCGUUACAUCCGCCAACACCAGAAGCAGUCUCUGCAUGCUGAUCACAGUCUACUCUGCUGUCUAGGCAACUUUCCUGGCCUGCAAAAAGCCUCUCCAGUAGAGCAAAUCUCCUGUUUGAAGCCAAACGUAUUCUUUAACAGUAUGCGUGGUCAAACUGACUUAUAUAGCCUGAGGAAAAUGAAUCGCUCACCGGAUCGGGGUACUUUUCUGGCUAACGUUUCGAAAAGCUGGGGCUGCUCUCCUUUGUCAAAGCGUCAAGUGAAAAAAUCGAUCAGAAUUUUUGAAUAGACAGCCGGAUUAGUUGGCCUUGGGCCGAUCGAUUUUUUCUUCUUUCGCUGCCUUGGCCUUCUGGCCGUCGUCUGUGAAUGUUGGUGUCCUCCUGUAUUACGUGUCGUCACCUCAAUUGGGGUUAGUUGCAUUUGCGUUCCCCUUUCGGGUAAGGUGGUCGACAGGCCGUGUUUGCUCGGUAUUCUUAGGCUCCGUAUGAUUGUCUUUUCUUCGUCACGAUGCAUGUAGAGACGUAGGACUUUAUCGGCCGAAGGAAGGUCUAGAUGCCUGUUGAUGGAGUUGGCAUCUGAACAACAAGUUUCAAGUGUGAGACGCUCAUUUCUUGAGGUGCCCCCGCAUAAGACGGCUGCACCUUUAAAAUAAAAACUGUGACCACUUUCCCCGACGUGAGCCGCAAGCUAUUAGUUUGGGUCUAGUCUCCGAGUUGCCAGUUUGUGCUCAUGUAGGCGGGUCUGCCAUUUCCGUCCAGUUUCCCCAACGUAGUUGCAGUCCUCAUCCUUACAACGUAUUUGAUAGACAACUGCUGAGGUUUCAGUGCGUGGCAGUAUGUCUGGGUUGCAUCAAACGGCGACGAAUUGUUGCCUGGGGUCGAUGGGCAAUGUUUACCCUGGCGGGUUGUAACAGUCUUGAAACCGCCCCGGAGACUAGUUUAAUGUAAGGCAUAACCCUCCAGACUUCGGGUUGUUCUUCUUGUGGCCAUCGGCUGUUCACUCGGCGCUUGUUUCGCUUGAUGAAGUGGCUUGGGUAUCCAUUGGUUCGAAAGAGAUCAUGAAGGUAUUGCCGUUCAACUCUUUUGUUGGCUGGUGUGCUGCAGUGUGUUUCAACUCUUUGGAACAGAGUACAGACACGGCUGCGUUUGUGAGAGAGGGGGAUGAUUGUUGUUGAAGUGCAGUAUUUGUCUUGUGUUGGUGGCUUUUCUGAAAACGGUAGUUUGUAAUUGUCCAGUUGCACACCGACGCACAAGGACAUCGAGGAAGGGAAGUUGGUUGUUUGUUUCGGCUUCCAUCGUGAAUUGGACAUUCUGGUCAGCCGAGUUCAGCAAUUCUUUAAGGUGCUCCACGUCAGAUGAUUUGACAAUGGCGAAGGUGUCAUCGACGUAACGAGCCCAGAACUUUGGUUGAUACUUGGUGAACACCAAGUGUUCUAUCCGUUGAAGAACCACUUCAUCAAUCAGCCCCCCUAAACAGGACAUCGGACCUGCGCAUUAUUUUGGAAAGGGCAGUACAUUCCCGUGUCCUAACCCCUACAAUUACUCUUCUACGAAACUAAAACGUUGCUCUAAUCUUGACCCUAACCCUUUAUCUCUGCAGUUAACCCCAUGCUAUGGAUGACACGGACCAUAUAUAUGUUAGGUACCUGCUUCCAAGUCUACCUGGGAGCCACGAGUGGUUGGGCCUAUACUCCGAGUCACACACAGAAAACACGCAAGAUGGCCAGGGCAACAGCGACCCAUAACGGUGAACUUCACUCGAAGGAUGAUCCUCAAGCAGUGGUGAUCAAAUACCUCCAGUUUUAGCUCAUCCUCCUCGCGCAAAGCCCAGCAUUCACAACCGUAGAGAAGGACAGACCGGACAGAUGCAAGGUACACGCGAAUCUUAGUGGCGAUGGAGAGGUCACGUAGGAUCCAUAGGCAUUUUCGAAGGCUUGAGAAAACCCAGCGGGCAGCAUCGAUUCGAGAGACAGCAGCCUCGCUCCGAGGUAUUUAAAACUGUCUACGUCUUCAAAUUGACAGCCAUCAAUCCCGAGGGGUGCCUUCUCCUAAUCAGGGAUGAAGCUUGAAAACACUUUGGUCUUCCCAGUGUUUAUGGAUAAACCGACCGAUUUAGCGACCUCGUUCACUCGCGACACCAUAGACUGCAGAACACCAAAACUUGAGGCAAGUAAGGCGAUAUCAUCGGCAUAGUCAAGCGCAAUGACGGCAUUGUGACAUGGCGACCGUAAACCGCCAUCAAAUAUGUUUGCUUGCCACCGCUGCCUUGUGGUUAGGCUUUGAAGCCAAAGCGCUAGAGGAGACAACCUCGAACAAACAAUCCGAGCGGCUGUUUCGGACCUGCCCGUAUUCGAAAUUACCAAGAAACCUCAUGAAAUAUGCCCGAAACCUCACUCGGGGCUCAGCAUCAGGUGGCAAGGUCUCCUUACUGAUUUUGCCUUUACGGUCCUUCUACUAAUGCGCGUGGCGAGGUACAUUUCGUGACGUCACCGAGGCCGGUUAGAUCAGGCAUGAUCGCAGCCGUACCAAGUACAAGUGGUCAGACCGACUUAUAUAGCCCCCUUAAACAGGACAUCGGAAUAGGUGCGCCGCACCCCAGUAGUAAAUGUGGACCUGCACAUUAUUUUGGAAAGGGCAGUACAUUCCCGUCUCCUAACCCCUACAAUUACUCUUCUACGAAACUAAAACGUUGCUCUUAUCUUGACCCUAACCCUUUAUCUCUUCAGUUAACACUAGUCCCUGCCUUAGCCCUAAACUUGGUCCUGAUUUACCAUUAACUUUAAACCUAGCCUUAGACCUAAUCCCUAACCUAACCCUAAUUUCGCUGGAAGCCACUCGUAUCACAGGCGGUUGCCGUUCUCUUGUCCUGUUUUUGGGAGCCAUAUAAGUCAGUCCUGCCGUAUGCAUACUUGAUCGUUCGUAACGUGCAUUGUCCGCCAUGCAGAGCACGUCGGCACGCAGUCGCGUUGUUCGAUGCCACGAUGAUGAGCCGCGUCUGACUCCUGCUUUCUUAUAUUGUGGUACCCUUGACGCCAGUCGCCGAAACCCCUCUGAUGUAGUUUUGGUAACAAUCGGGAGAGGGCACCCAAAUUCCGCUGCCUAGAAAUAAUACCUACUAUAUCUAUUUGAGUAGGUUAUAGCCCUACUUAUUUGUUGUUUCAUCCGUUGUUUCGCGUUGUUCGAUGCCACGAUGAUGAGCCGCGUCGGACUCCUGCUUGUUCAUGCUGUAGUACCCUUGACGACAGUCACGGAAACCUCUUUGAGGUGGUUUGUUGUCUUCUGAAGGUUUGUAUCAUAUCCUUUCUUUAAUAUCACUUUCAAUUCCUGCUUUCUCUCUCUCUCUCUCUCUCUCUCCGCUUUAGCGACGGACUGGUGAAGAGGAUGAAGUCUGUCUGUUUCUUCGACGCUGCCGCCUCUACCGCAUGGUGGAUAAGGUGUGGAAGGAGCGCGGUAUCGGUGAAAUGAAGGUCCUCGUGAAGCCCAAGGCUCCCGCCCCAGCACAGCACACCAAUGCUCGCACCGAACUGCCCGCUGAUGUCGAUUUGGGUGAAAUCGACUAUGCUCGUCUACUCAUGCGUCGUGAUCAGGUGCUGAAGAUUUGCGCCAAUCACACAAUCACUGCCGAAGUGCCCAAGUUCAACCCGCUGUCCUCCGCAGCCAACGGUCUCUGUUGGGUAACAGAAGACUACAGUGAGGGUGCCGGAGAAAUUAUGACCCUGGGUAUCAAGUUCAAGGUGAGUAUAUCUUCUCCACUUUUCUUUACGCUUUUGCGUCCUCCUGCGACCCGACUAACGAGCUUUGCGCAACCUCCUUUUAUUACUACUUAGUGUGGGUUUCAUUCACUGAGGAAGGGCAGCCUCCGUAUGGUAUACGAGUGCCUGUACAGGACUGUUAUCACGCCUGACCUGUUUUGAUCUCAAUAUUGUCGGGUCGUCCCUCUUAACGCGCGACGAUUUCGGACAUCGUAUCUGGUAAACCUCAUUUUACACUUACCAUCAGCGAAGGCUGGAUGUAGAAAUCCCGAGAACUGCCUGAAUAUCUUGACGCUCCGUAUCAAGUCAAUUUUUAAGAUGACCUCUUCGUCGAUUCCCGCUUGGAGAUAGCGUUGCAUCUUUUGGAUGGUCUGAGACAUCGUCUCAAUGCCGUCACAAAGAGCGGGCUGUCUUAUUCAGGACGGAGUACUGACCCGCGGAAUUGCCGAGCUGUUAUCACGCCAAUCACCAACGCUGAUGAUGGGAAUCUGGCCAUUAAUGACUCGAAUGCGGGUAAAUAAGCCCGAUGAUUUACCUACGCACGCAUCCGGCACGUCAGACGGAGAUCUUGUUGCGUAUCCUCAGUGUGUUGCAUCGUCGAUUUCAUCCUGAGAUGAAUGAUCAUAUGCCAAUGCGUAUGUUGGAGAGUGUUAGAACUCCGCCAUAGGGGAUGGAUUGGUCGUAGAAGUUGAGAAAACAUUCAAAGUGCACGCGUCCAUGUUAGAUUUUGAGCGUGUUGUCAGUAGUGAGGUUCUCAAUGACAUCUCAAACACUCAAUGCAAUGAACGUGCCAUUAUCUACACGAAUAAGUUGGUAGGGUUCCCGAGCAUCACCAAUAUUUGAAGCCCGUUCCACUGAAGUCACUUCUCCAACCUGCAGUAUUCUGUAGCCGACUUUUCCGUCAUUUUACGGACUUGGAGGCAGGAGUGGUUCAGUAUCAGUAUCAGUUUAUUAAGGGAAAUAUAGGCAAGCGCCUUUGAACUCCCUCUUGGUUACAAGUCGUCGGAGAAAAACAUUGAUAAAUGGGAAGGUGAAAAAGGGAUUUUGUACAUACUCGCGGACAGCUGGCAGCAGAUAACUGUAGAGUUAGUCAUCCUAAUCCGACCAUUUAGACGCCACCAUAUGAACCCAGAUUGAGAAUAAAGAGAACCUCUUCGUGUGAGACCGGAUUUAGGCUCCCGGCACUUCGAUCCCGUCUGAACCUUGGUACUGUUAUCUGGGAUCGCAGCCGAACCCUCGAGCGUACGCAUAUGAAAUUACGCUCCGCGUCACGAACCAAUUUACCAUAAUCCGCCCAGAUCCAAAACGUUAAUCUGAUUGUCCAGUUGAUCCUAGUUAAAACAACAGGUCAGCAUCUAUCUGCGAUCAUCCUGAGGGAGCCGCGGUUUGGCGUGCCCGUAUCUUUGAUCAGUCAAUUUCUGAGGAGCCAACUCGACACUCAGAUCAGUCAUUACAUUGCGGGGCGACGGUAUGGUGAAUGACCCCAAUUAUUUGUCGGUGUAUACUAUGGAUCAUGUCAUACGGGAAUGAUGGUAAUGGGUGGGGCAGCACACCAGACAGUAAGUUGACGGAACGGCCGCUGUGCUCUGCUGGCGUUUCUCUUGCAUUCACUGACCGUUUAGCUACAUCGAUAUUCUCUCAUCGUUCCCCUACGACCGCUGUUCCCCCAGAGUUGAAACUCUCCUCUCGUGCGUCUCAGCUUUGAUCGUCCAACGUAUGAGGACGGUGGCGGAGGCACUCCACAAGCACGUUCCUAGCGGUCUCAAUACAAGCUUUGUGUUUCUGGUAGAUUCAGUUGGCCUUCGACUUCAGAACAAGAAGAAGAUCUUUCACUGGAAGUUCCAGUUAUUAUUUUCCGACUUAACACUCUUAAACCUGAGGUAACAUAAUGAGUGGCAUGCUUGACCUGGUAAGCAAAGGCUGCAUGCAAGCGACGGGUGUUUCAUUGGCAAUUCAUCCACAGUUGCCGAUUGUUCCUAUGGUCUCCACGCUAAUAAAACAAUAAGCAAGUGUUUACGACAUGGUUUUCAUAAGAUACAGAACACGACGUCCUCUCGAUCCAUAUCAAGCGCUCGGUGGCGGUUAUAGCACUGUGAGCAAUGCUAUCAUAGCAGUGGUUACGUACCACAAAAGGCGAAACAAUCAUGUUUUGAACAGACUCGAAAAAACCAACACCAAGCACUAGACGAUCGAGCGUUGAGCCUUCGCUAACCAGAGGCGGCAACGGUAGGGUGAGGGCCCCCAAUUAGCUAUCGGCAUAUUGUGUAUCGUGUCUUACGGGAAUGGUGGUAAUGGGUGGGGGGGAGGGUUUACGAGUGGGUCAGCACACCGGGCAGUAAGCUGACGGAAUGCAGAAAAACACAGAAGACGGUCGGUGCCAAAAACCGUACUUUCGAGCAAAACGACAACUGUAUGCAGAUACGGUAUCCAGCUGGAUAUUCCAUGACGUUCCAUCUAGAAAGAGUGCCUACCCAUCGAACAACUGAGCCUACCCCUGGCAGACAUUUCCUCCAUCCCCCAAUUUAUGCUCAGUCGACCUCUGUUUUUUUCUCCGCUUUUUGAUACAACUGCCAGUUAUCAGUACUUAGCUAGAUAUCGCUAGUAUAUACACCAGCACACGAUCCACAGUCUACCGACAGCCAAUUACGUUCCUUUACCCUACCGUUGCUCGUUGUGGUUGUCAUAUAUUUCCUACUGCCUUUCCCACCCUUCCUGUGUUUGUUAUUACCACUGACGGUCGUUGCUGUUAUGUUUUCUUUCAGACGGAACAAGACGUGAAUGCGUUUAAAGCCGCCAUCGAGCGGGCCAGGACGAUGUUGAAAAAGUACGUUUGGGUCAAAAAUAUCGCCAUUCAACCUACUGUUGUUUCUCUCCCACACUCCACUCCACAAACCUCCAUAUUAACGAUAACAUCCACAUUACGUCGCAUUGAUCUCUUCUAACGCUUGUCUCUCUAGACCUGUAUUAUAAUAGCCUUCCCCAAACAGGCCACGUGAUAGAUCCGCGCUGGUCCAAGACGGGGGCCAUAUCGGAUUCUAGCAGGCGUUGUCGGAUUGCGCGCACCAUGACAAAUGCCAACAGUUUGGGGUGCGGUGGCAGCAGACCCGAUUGCUGGCAGCCGUCGCGCCCCCUACGACCCCUGCCGGUCCCUCCCAUUGGUCAAAAAGGCCUGGUCAUUCGUCGUAUGGACCGGGGGGUGUGGGGUGGAACGCCAAGGUGCGGGCUCGGCCGUGCCAUCCACCUGCGUCCUCCCCCGCCUCCCGCAUUUUUGACUCAGUAUUGACACCGGGUCUAGGUGGGGAGUAGGAGGAGAGGGUGUUGUAGGUGCUGUUCAAGUCCACCACCACUUUAACCUAAUUCACGCACAACUCACCGUGCCUGCUUCAACUUGUUGUGGAGCAAAUGGUUGACAUCGUCAGAAUCAACGGUCGAACUGUCGUUUUAUAAAAGGCUCGUCCGUUACCCACGUGCAGGAUCACCAAGGUGCCGGAGGAUGCGCAGCAAUUACUUACGUAUCAAUUUCUUUCGGUGAGGCCGGCUUGUGUCACAUCUUCACUCCUUCGUGUGCCCACCAUGUUCCAAAAACAAGAGAGAUAGUCGUGGUUGCCGGAGUUGCUGGCGGUGGGGAAGAUUGUUUUUCUUAUGAUGAACACUCAAUUUUUGUCAAGGUAAUCGACUUUCUGAUUUUGGUCACACUAUAGGCAGGAAUGAGAGCUCCGUGGGAUCCGGGCCGGUCGAACUGUCGUAUUCGUACUUGUCCGAGUAGGUCAACGCUGUUCUGGAAUGUGCGGGGACGUUGUGGACGGGGUAGGCCAACCAGACAGGUGCUGGUCGUGUUGCGGUGGAUUCGCAGACCUCUUAUAUACAUAUAUGAGCUAUGUCAGCGGAUGAUCAACAAGGACCGUGGGUUCUAUGACAGCACCUGCAUUGAACUUAUUGAACAUCUUCAUUGGUUAUUGUUGCUAAACUAGUCAGGGAAGCGGCUGACGGCCAUACCUAGAGGGAGUGUUCGGUAAGAUGAGGUUAUAUAGCCGCACCUGAUGGCCACAAUACUGUUGACCUACUUAAUUACUUUGAGUUGGUAUGAUUACGUUGGCAAGGCGUUGCUGUGCGUUGCAAUGUUCUGUUGGCGGCCUUAUUUCUUUGUUGCCGUGUCUACCUUUUUCGGCCCAAUGCCCGUGGUCCUUCUAGACUUUCGGCCUGUCGUUUCCUUCUAACUUUCGCAUUGGGUGUUUCAGGGUUAGAGUUAAGAGCUGCGGCCAGGGGUUAGGUGUAGGGGGUUAAGGCAACUAUUUCUCAGCCAUUCAUAUACAACCGUGCACUCCCAAUAGCUUUUCUUUUACAUACAAUUGUUUGACCUCGUCGCCUGUGCGUUCCCCCGCUCCACUUGUAAAACCCCCCUAUUACCACCGGUCCUGCAUUGCAGGUGACUGAGGUUUGUUUACCUCAGAUGCUACCACAUAACCACAUCUGACCGAAUGUUUAUUUGGAAAUUCGGUUCAAUUUUGCUAAUUUAUGCGUGUCGCUGAACGAUACCCCAGACUACUCCUUUGACCUCUAAUGAAUUGAGAUGCCCUCUCAGUAGCACCUUUAUUUUCAUUCCCACGCUCUAGUGAGCUUUGUGUGCCUAAGUAGUCUUGUCAUCCGGCACUGCAUCCAAUUCACUGUGAAUGACUUGCGAUCAAUUUAGAGAGCUACUGAUUCUACUCCACCCACCUAGUGCGAUCGCUCGGCGCUGCAGGAUAGGAGCUUUUUCUAAUUCCUUCUCUCUCUCGAGAUCCCAUCGCCAUCUCGGUAAAACUGCUCAACCUCUCACCAUUGCCCUGCGCCCUCACGCCUCACUUUUUUCCCUUCUCCAGGAAACAGUGA
This is a messenger RNA of Spirometra erinaceieuropaei, 40462 nucleotides long. The record is from the annotation of a GenBank genome assembly. Lineage: Eukaryota; Metazoa; Platyhelminthes; Cestoda; Diphyllobothriidea; Diphyllobothriidae.